Molecule: messenger RNA, 7477 nt
Organism: Strongylocentrotus purpuratus (purple sea urchin)
Lineage: Eukaryota; Metazoa; Echinodermata; Echinoidea; Camarodonta; Strongylocentrotidae
Product: contactin-2-like
Exons: 23
Coding region: 352-3474 (1040 amino acids)
Biological process (GO): cell-cell adhesion
Molecular function (GO): protein binding
Source: RefSeq, a predicted model, not a curated record
AUAUCCAUCAAUCAUAUCACAACUCUCGGCUGCUCUGUUGACGACCGAGCAACUGAACACUGCUGCUGAGCUGAGAAACACAUUUUCUUUCGAAGUUAGCCCGAAGUCUAUGUCGACAACCCCAAAUAAAUUUGAGAGCCUUUCUAGUGGCGAGAUAGAUCAUUCUAUGCUGACUGUUGCAGUGGUCGGAGACGGAGACAAGUCGAAGGUUUCAUUGCAUUCAGUGUGGACUUCAUCUUGGAUAACUUACAGAUUUCCUGUUCAGAUGGGAAUUUUGUAGCUGAAUUGAAGCAAAAUAUUCAGAGUGAAAUCAUCACAAUAUUCAUCAAAUAAACAGCUUAGGAGGUGAAGAUGUUUUACAAGAUCAUUUUGAGUUGUGUCGCCCUCUUUGGUGCUGCUGUACACGCAGAAACUGGACCAAUCCUUACGCAGCAGCCAGAGGAAACCAUCUUUGAUACAGCAACCAAUGUUGAUUCAGUCUCCCUCCAUUGUCGUGCUACCGGUGAUGCACCAAUCACCUACACGUGGGAGAAGGAUGGUGCUCCACUCUCUCAGGCAACUAACGCUCGACUGGUCAUCACACCUGGGCAACUGACCAUCACUAGCCCAGAGAGAACAGUAGACGGCGGGGAGUAUGUGUGCAUGGCCACCAAUCAGGUGGGGUCAGUGAGAAGUCUGCCAGCAGAGCUCGUCUUUGCCUAUGUUGAUUCAUUUGACCCAAGUGCUACAUCAACUCAGUCACUGACUGCAGGUCAGGGGGGCUGUGUAACCUGUAACCCGCCUCCACAUUUUCCAGACGGUAUCUUGGUCAAUUGGUUCCAUGAGAAUAUGUUGGUGGACUCCAGCGAUAGCCGCAUCCGGGUUAUGGAUGACGGUCGACUCUGCUUCUUCUACGCUUUGGCAAGUGAUGCAGGAGCAUACAGGUGUCAGGUCAAGAGCAAUGUUAUCUCUGACGGAGGUGUCGAAAUGAGAGUCAGUCCAUUGGUCACUGUUACAGUCAAUGCCGGUUCUUCAAGUUCAGCUAUCAGGAUUGUUCAAGAGAACAGACCUACCGAUGUGACGACCAUUGCUGGAGAAGACAUCAAAUUUGAAUGUUUCUUCUAUGGCCCGCAACCAACGGGUCAGAUUCCCAGGGUCCAGUGGGUACGUACCUCACCUCCUGGUGCUGGGUUGCCCACCGGUAGAGCCGUGCUGGAGGAAGGGGGUGAGAUCUUAAGCAUUGUGGGCGUGCAGCUGGAGGAUGCAGGUUCCUACCUCUGUUACAUCGAUGACGUCAACAGUGGAGCUUCGGCAGGACUCAAUGUUGCGGAAGCGCCAGCGUGGGUCAGCGAACCAAUGGAUGCCAUGAAAGACAUCAACACCAUGCAGGAAUGGAACGUAGAGGCUGAGGAGGCUGACCAGUACACCUGGUAUCGCAAUGGAGAAAUAUUGACCGCUCGAGACAGACAUCAGUUUCGCAACAACCUCGAAACACUCAUAAUAAGCGACCUUAUGACGACGGAUACAGCCAUGUAUCAGUGCUUUGCAAGCAAUGAUCAUGGCAUGAUUUAUUCCGCUGCACAGCUGUCCGUAAGAGCCUUCCCACCCGAGUUCCUGAGCCCAAUGGAAACAGACAAGCCUGCCCCACUCACAGCUACAGUCACUGUGGUAUGCGAUGUGGAUGCUGCCCCCGCUCCGACGGUCACAUGGCAGCACGAUGGUCAACCCAUCACAGACGGCGCUCGCUACAACUUGACCGCUGACCCUCCUAACCUGGUCAUCAUAGAUGUACAGAUGUCCGAUGGUGGAACUUACCAGUGCACUGCCACCAAUUCAAAUGGAACAGUGACCGGCGAGGGUAGUCUGGAUAUAAAAGAUGCGACAGUGAUCACGGGGCAUCCUGAUAACACCUUGGUAGAGGUUGGGCAGUCUACCACCCUAAAAUGUAAAGCUGCUCAUGAUGAAUACUUGGAGUUAACCUACCUAUGGGAGCACAAUGGAGUAGAAAUCGACCUCAGUGAAAUCGAGAGAUACAGAAUGUCUGAGAGAGACAAUGGCAACUUGGAGAUCGUCUCAGCUCAGUUACGGGACGGUGGUGAAUACACCUGCGUCGCUCUGACUGUGGCUGAUUCAGACCGCUCUAGUGCUACGUUAGACAUUGCAGGACCCCCUGGACCCCCGUCCGGUCUCUCGGUGGAGGUUGAGAACCUGGCUGCCAACCUGCGCUGGGUCCCAGGCACAGACAACAACAGCCCCAUCACAUCCUUUACCAUCGAAGGACAAACGGAUCAUAGCGACGAAUGGGUCGAACUCCGCUCAGGUGAAAGCGCUGGAUCUAACUCUGUUCGUCUGGUAAACUUGGAUCCGUUCAGUCUUUAUUCCUUCAGAGUCAUUGCUGUCAAUAGGAUUGGUCGGGGAACACCCAGCGAACCUGUAGAGGCCGAUGUCAAAACUGGCAAAACAGCUCCUACUGCAUCACCAUCGAAUGUUGGAGGUGGUGGCGGCAAUACUGGAGAUCUUAGAAUCACAUGGGAUAAAUUCCCGUCAUCCAAGUGGAACUCUGAAACGGUGUCCUACAAGGUGGAAUGGCAGAAGGUCGACAGUCAGGUGUCCUCUACGGGUCUUCUUGAGGAACCCAAUGCAAUCAUCUACACAGCUACACUGGGCAUUGAACUCUACACACAGUACAACGUACGGGUGCAGGCAAAGAACGGCGAGGGAGAAGGUCCCUUCAGUGAAUGGGCAGUCAUCUAUUCAUACCAAGAAGCACCCAAGACAGCUCCCACUGGAGUGAAAGCAGAGAGAGCUUCUGGGACCACCAUCAAUGUAAGCUGGGACGCAAUUGAUGAAAGCACUUUUGAGGGAGAACUCAUGGGAUAUAAGUUGAAGUAUUGGAGUGAUGCCAGUAAUGAAGCCAACGCUAACACCGCAGUCAGUCUGGGAAUUGGAACCUCAAAUACAAUCGCAGGCCUGGAACCCAGCACCAGGUACACUGUAAUGGUGGCAGCAUACAGCGGAGGUGGUAACGGACCUGAUAGCAACACGGCUUCAGAUACGACUUUCAAGAGCGCACCCAUGCAGAAACCAACAGGAGUGAGGGCAGUCCAAUCAGAAACAGGCGGUGAUCUUACAGUUAAUUGGAAUGGUAUCACUACAUCAGCAUCUGAAGAGCCGCUCAUGGGAUACAAGGUUCGCUACAGGACGGAGGGUACAUUCGCUCCAGAUGCCGUGACUAUCAUUGUCCAAGGCAAUGAAAAGACGACAGCUAUAAUCAGAGGCUUGACUUACGAGACCACAUAUCUGAUCACUGUAGUAGGAUAUAGUGACGGGGGUAACGGGGCCAGUAGUAACCCUCCUUUAUCGGUUACAAUAGCUAAAGGAAGAACGGGACAAUCGAGUGACGAUCCAAACGGAGCAUCAAGAACCGCUGGAGUGUUAUCGUUCUCUCUUUUCUGUGUAGUAACACUCCUUCAUUCAUUAUCCCACCUCUUAUGAGAUGGUACAGACCAAAUACUGUAGUCUAUUAGUAGUACUUCAGCUCAUACCAUAUUGUAAAUUAGGGGUGUCUUGCCUCGUUAGGGAGUGAGGGUGUCAGGAUAGUGGAACGUAUUGGACAUGAAUGAAUAGUGUGACGGUAAAAUGUGUUAAUGAUCAUCUUAUAAAUUCCACUCUCUUCCUAUCUCUCUCUCUCUCUCUCUCUCUCUCUCUCUCUCUCUCUCUUGAUCUGUCUCCACCUCUCUCAUCUGUUGGUCAUGUGUGACAUGAUGUGCUGAAAAGAGUUUGUAUCAAUUAUUCUGAAGUUCGAGUAUGUUUUAAGAUUGUGUUCAUGAAACCUUAAAAUGCUAUUUCCUCUGUAAGUUUGGUCACAAAUCAUAAUGCUGUAUUUAUUAAAACAAUUCAGUCUGAUGAAAUAAGUUUGUUAUCUCAUUCAUCUACAUUGGUUGAUAUAACCCUUUCAUACUGCUUUUUCCACACAAUAUUUAAUGCAAGUCAUCCAUGUAAGCUGUUGGAAAACAGAAAUUAAACUUCAUGUUAAAUAUCUAGAAAUGCAUUUGAAUGUGCAUAUGAAUGACCUACUUUAAUUCUUUAAUUUCAUCAUGUUACAGUAACCCUGUGCAUGAGUGAGAUACACUAGUAGGAAUAACUUGUAAGGAAUUUUUUUUUUCUAUGCAGGCCGUGCAUAUAGAUAGAAAGUGUUAAAGGGGCGUAUCAAUCAUGCCUCUAUUCUAAAAGAAACAGUUUUAGGUGUAUGGCAUCGAUCAGUAAUUUCCAAAUCUGUUAAUAUAUUGUACAGAACAAUUAUGUAUGUAAUGUCUGUUUGAUGUAUGAUGACUGUACAUGAGUGUGUGUAUUUGAGGGAGUGUAUGUGAAAUAUAUAUAUAUGUUUUGUAAUAUAUUUUCUGCAGGUUUGUGCGGAUCAUAUUUUUUUCUUUACUUGAAGCUUAAGCUUUCGUUAUCCGCUGAAUUAUCUGUACGAUGUCAAAUUCUUAUUUUUUAAAUACCUGAGUUAGGCAAUAUUGAUGUUUAAACCAUUGAUGUUGAUAUGCAAGCAAAAGUUAUUUUGCCAUUUUAUGUUUCUAUGUUUGUGAUAUGUUUCCAGAGUAAAUGGUAUUUUAACUCUUUUGUUGUUCUUUCAAUUAGUUUUUACCAAACUUUGCACAAUUUUCCCACCACUGUACAGACUAACAAUCAUAAUCAGUUUGGUCUCUUGGAAUUACAUUGAGAUAUCUAAUACUCUUACUUUUAAUUUAUAGUGCUUCUAUAUUCCUCUUGCUGCUUGAACAGUCAGUACUGCUUAGAUAUGUUCUUUACAAAGUACUAAGAUUUAGUUCUAUGUUGCAUAACUUUUUUGAAGUAGGGUAAGUUGCGAUUGCUGAAUACAUUUAUAUUAGUAGUGAUAUGUUAAGGUUUCAAGCAGGAACACAAAAACUUUUUUUUUUCUUUCCUGAAUCAAGUUUAUUGUCCUGUUAUUUAAAUUGUUCAGACUAUUGUAUUCAUAUUACUUGUACAUUUUGAAAGCCUACGUGGAGGCAUGCUUUUAUUUUGUAUAUCUGACUUUUAAGCGUCUGUUUGAAACCUGGUGCAAGCCAUGCAUUGAGAAAGAGAGGAAAGCUGGCACUUUUUAAUCAUAGACCGUUUGUAAUAUAUAAUCGUAUCUAUUUCUUGGUGCCUCUGUUAAUAAUGACCCAUAGUGUUUGAAAACAUAUCUCGUGUAUUUAUUAGAUAAUGUGAAAUUAGUAGUAGUAGUAGUAGUAGUAAUUACACAUCAGUGCAGAUAAUCAAUAUGGUUAGGGCAGUGUGGUCGUUAUAACAAACACAUAGUAAUAGUGGAUGUCAUUCAUAGCCAGGUGUUUUCUCUCCAUUCUCUCUCUGUCUCUGUCUUUCUCUCUCUCUCUCUCUAUAUAUACAUAUAUAUAUCUCUCUAUCUCUCCCUUUCUCCCCCUGUAAAUAGAUGUCGUCUCUAAUUGUUCAUGUAUCUUGUCACGUUUGACUUUUCCGUUCUAUCUCUCCCUUUCUUUUCCUCUUUCUCUCAUAUGGUUCCAAUUAUUUUGUCUAUACUGUCUGUUGAGACCCAGAAGGGUUUUAACUCGAUAUAUGUUUAAGCCUUUCCUGCUCUCUGAAGAGCUUCAAAAACAAUUGCCUGUAAGUUGCAACCUCCUGUUAAUUCAUUGGACAUUUUGUUAAAGCAAAUACUUUCACCUGCUUGUAAGUGAUUGUUUGAUCUUGAUUUGCUUAAUAUAUUCAGACACUUUCGUCAUGCAAAAGAUUCAAACCAAUGUUCUAAUCACGCAUGAAGCUAACAUCUAUACAAUUGAAAUUUACUAUCACUCUGCAUAUGUACCUUUUACCUCAUUUAAAAGAUCUGGAGAAAAAAAAAGUAUACUUAAUGCUAUAAGUUUCAAAUCAUCACUUUUAAUAUUCUGAUGUCUUAAAGUGCCACUUGAGUAAGACUAAGCUCAGUUAUCAGGUUACAAUGCUGUGUUCUUCAUAAUACAUUAAAUCCUUUUUCAACUGAGUUAGCGCAUCUAGUUAUAACACUAUCUAUAUAUGUACUGUAUAUAUUCCCUUUGAUUAAGAAGUUAAGAUACUAAUGGAGGUGAAUAAUACUGAAAUAGCUGAGAAGUAUAGGAGAAAGGUAGAAGGAAACGCCCAAAAGAGGGCAUAAUCUUAAUCUUGACAUCAUGGAAGCUACACUUACAGUUUUAGGACCAAUAAUCUACAUCGACAUGAAAUUCACAGGAAUUUUACAAAAUGGUUAUAUUCAUGGUGUAUAGAAGCAUAUGAUCUUAAAUAUUAUUGCCAUAGUAAGCCAUCAAGGUCACAAUGAUUGCCAAGGGUAUUUUUAAUAUUUUAGCUGCAACUAACUUUUGUAAGAUUUCUAACUUUAAUCUAUUUGCAUAGAGUAAAUGUACACUAAUUUGUUUGUUUUAUCACAACAUUUAUGUUGAUUCAUUUACCUCAUAUGUUUGCAACAUGAUAACUGUUGGUUUAAUACUGUUUUGUACUGUAAAAAGUUGCAAGAAGUACAAUUCUGAAUCACCCCAGCAAAUUCUGUGAAAGAUACUGUGACAUAACCCAUUACAAAACAUAUAUUUCAUAAACAUAUUCAACAAUGUGUAUUGCGUAUUUAUGAAUUUUUAAGAAACUGUAUGCUUUAUACAUGAUGCUGUGUGCUGUACAUUUAACAUACCUCAUGUGGUGUGCUGUACAUUAUGCAUAUUCCUCUGUACAUAUCUUCUGUAGCUCUAUUGGAAUAUCACAUUUUCUUUUCAUGAAAUAUAAUACCAUACACUUCUGCAUAUGUACUCAUCUCUUGUUGUACAUUAAAACAUGAAAUUAGUUAAAAACCAUUUGAAGAAUAUAUUUUCGAUGGUCAUCAUCAACACUAUAUUUUCCUAACAAUAGUGUGUACCGAUAACUACAAUAGGCCUUUACUCCAAAGGGUUCAAUUGAACAGUAGUAGAUAACCAAAAAAGGUUAUAAUCUGGAAACCUCUUCCUUGUUGCAUUAUUUAUUCGAUAAAUGUUUCAAGUGGAUAUUCUACUCUUUAUCAAAAUUACAUUGUUCAAAGUUUCAAACCCCAGAUUUUAGACAUUAUGCUUAAAUCUAUUAAAAAUAGAACAGAAAUGAAUCGUAGAGUAAGAGUUUACAUGACAGUAUACAAUGGUUGUAUUCAGACAAGAAUAUAAACAUUUUAAAUCAAAUCAAGAGUUACUGUAAAUCAUUUUUAGCGUUAAGAAAAUUAUUGUAUUGCAUCAUCUUUUCAAUCCAUGGUUAACUCUAUAUGUAAACAAUGUCUGUUUCUGAAUGUCUCAGUAUUUUUAGUGUCGAUGUGGAAUGUAUUUUCUCUCAGGUUUUCUAUCUCUUAGGAGCUUUUUAACCUUGUACUCAUGUGCACCUAUGUUAUUUCUCUCAUUGUCAUUGUCUUUGGGAGGUGUGUAUAAAUAAAUGUGAAAUUCAGUGUUGUUUCAGUACAAAUAAAAGCAUCGGAUGUGUG